AAGAGCCCAUUUUUUCAUUCAACCGUCACCCACCACCCCCUUAUCAAUUUUCAUCAUAAAUUCUCCUUCCUUCCUUCCUUCCUUCCUUCCUUGUUGUAUUGCUUCUUCUUCUUCAUCCAUGGACUCUGUCUCUGAUCCCAUCAGUUCGUGUUCAAGCGAGCAUCAGAAAAUCUAUCAUCAAUGGUUCAACGUCGCCGAUUCUGAUGGAGACGGCCGGAUCACUGGAAAUGACGCCAUCGAUUUCUUUGCCACGUCCAAGUUAUCCCGAUCUGAACUCAAGCAGGUUUGGGCAAUUGCAGAUUCUAAAAAGCAAGGAUUUCUUGGAUUUAAAGAGUUCAUCACAGCAAUGCAGGUGGUGUCUUUAGCACAAAUGGGGCAUGAAUUAACUGCCCAUCUCCUAAAAAAGAAUGUUGAUACAACGACUUUAGAACCUCCAAUUAUGGAAGGUCUGGAUGAUCUCAUAGCCAGAGGUAGGAAGAUCCAUCACAUCACUAGGGGAAAUGAAACUAAUCAUCAGCAAUUACCAGCUUCAAUUAAUUCAUUUUCAUCCAGAUCCAAUAAGAAGCAGGAAACUCCUAUGAUAGUUACAUCAGUGAUUGAUGGAUUGAAGAGGCUAUAUAAUGAGAAGCUUAAGCCUUUAGAAAUUGCAUACCAGUUCAAUGAUUUUGCUUCCCCAUUAAUGACAAACAGCGACUUUGAUGCUAAACCUAUGGUUAUGCUACUUGGACAAUAUUCAACUGGAAAAACUACAUUUAUAAAGCACUUGUUAAAAUGCAGUUAUCCAGGGUCUCACAUUGGUCCAGAACCAACAACUGACAGAUUCAUAGUUGUCAUGUCUGGACCUGAUGAAAGAAGCAUACCUGGGAACACGAUUGCCGUUCAUGCAGAGAUGCCCUUCACUAGUCUAACAACGUUUGGUGGGGCAUUUUUGUCAAAAUUCCAGUGUUCCCAAAUGCCCCAUCAUCUGCUAGAGAAUAUUACACUUGUAGACACACCAGGUGUUCUAUCUGGAGAGAAGCAACGCACACAAAGAAGCUAUGACUUCACGGGUGUUAUAUCAUGGUUUGCAGAAAAAUGUGAUCUUAUUCUCCUUUUAUUUGAUCCACAUAAGCUUGAUAUCAGUGACGAGUUCAAGCGUGUCAUUUCAUCACUACGUGGCAAUGAUGACAAGAUAAGAGUAGUGCUGAACAAAGCAGACCAAGUUGAUACCCAACAAUUGAUGAGAGUUUAUGGUGCCUUGAUGUGGUCACUUGGAAAAGUUCUGAAUACUCCAGAAGUUGUGCGUGUAUACAUUGGGUCAUUCAAUAAUGAUGAGUCUGUCAAUGAAGGUGUUGUUGGUUUCAGAGGGAAGGAGCUAUUUGAGAAAGAGCAAGACGACCUUCUUGUAGAUUUGAUGGACAUUCCAAAAAAAGCUUGUGAUCGUCGUAUAAACGAAUUUGUAAAGCGGGCCAGAGCUGCUAAGAUACAUGCUUACAUAAUUAGCCAACUGAAGAAAGAGAUGCCAGCUGUCAUGGGCAAAUCCAAAGCUCAACAGCGUCUAAUUGACAACCUUGAAGAUGUUUUUGCAAAGGUCCAACGAGAUAAUCAUUUAGCAGCAGGAGAUUUUCCAGAUGUGAAUCAUUUCAAAGAGAUUUUAAACAACUAUAACAUUGAUAAGUUUGAGAAACUGAAACCUAAGCUAAUUCAAGCAGUAGAUGACAUGGUUGGGUAUGACAUCCCUAAUCUCUUGAACAAUUUCAGAAACCCCUACGGUUGAAAACGCUUUUACAAUUGCAUGUUUUUUUUUUUUUUUUUUUUUCUUUCUAUAAGAAUUGAUGAUGAUGAUGAUGUAAUAUUUUAUCUUUAGACGAUUUGUUGAAUCUCAUAGUGAAACAAUUAUUUUGUCAAAUUGGAUGGUGGAUGUGAGUAUUAUAAAUGAAAGGUGUUAUG
Impatiens glandulifera is the source of this 1929-nucleotide messenger RNA. Its product is annotated as EH domain-containing protein 2-like. Gene Ontology annotation, molecular function: calcium ion binding; GTP binding; protein binding. The transcript is spliced from 16 exons. Bases 119 to 1756 code for a protein of 545 amino acids. Gene Ontology annotation, biological process: endocytosis; endosomal transport. Gene Ontology annotation, cellular component: plasma membrane; cytoplasm; intracellular membrane-bounded organelle. Lineage: Eukaryota; Viridiplantae; Streptophyta; Magnoliopsida; Ericales; Balsaminaceae. The record is from RefSeq and is a predicted model, not a curated record.